ACUAUUAACAAAAUAUACAAUUACCUAACUAAGUAAUAAGUAUUAACUUCUCCCUAAAUCCAAUAACAAAUACGACUACACCUACACGGUACACGUUUCAAUUUAGAAUUUUAUAAUAUUUUAUAAUAUUUUAUAAUAUAAUAAUCAUUAUUCACAAAUCAUCAUUUAAUGAUUUUGCGAUAUUUAUACUUAUCAACUGAAGUACCGUUAUUCAGUAUUCUGUAUUCUAUACUUGGCUGUCGAAAAAUGGUGCAUAAUGUAAUUUUGUAGUGGUUUUAUAUAUUAUUUUUAUUAUUUAUAAUGAUUUUUGUAAACAAAUACAAUAUUUUUCUGUGACAACAUUUGUAUUAAAUGUCUUCAAUGUUUGAAAUAACUGAUUUACAAAAAAUCGGAGUUGGUCUGGCCGGUUUUGGAAUAUCGUUCCUAUUCCUGGGCAUGUUGUUGUUAUUUGACAAAGGACUUUUAGCAAUUGGCAAUAUAUUGUUCAUAGUGGGUCUUAGUUGUGUUAUCGGUGUACAACGAACUUUAAAGUUCUUUUUCCAGAGGCAAAAGAUCAAAGCAUCUUUAUCAUUUUUUGGUGGAAUUUCAGUUGUUCUUUUUGGAUGGCCAAUUGUAGGAAUGCUUUUUGAAAUUUAUGGAUUCAUACUUUUGUUCAGUGGUUUCUUCCCAGUAGUGAUAAAUUUCAUGCGCCGAGUACCAUUAUUGGGUACUUUACUCAAUUUGCCUGGCAUUACUGGACUGUUAGAUCGAGUGGCAGGUGAUACGAGACGAACAAUGGUAUGAAUAACCAUUACAAAUAUUACAAACAAAUAAAUUCAUAAUAUUUUGCCAUGAUUUCAGUUGAUGUUAUACUUAAGUUAUUACAUCAUAAUUCCUACUAACUGGAGAUUUAUGGGCCACUUGCUUCCAGUUACUUAUUUUAUUAUGACUUAAUUACUUUAUUCAGUUUAUUAUAAUAUUGCCCGAUAAAUUGAAUUUUAUUGGUAAUAUAUUAUUUUAUAAAUUUUCUGUAUUACAAUUUUAUUUUUAUUAUAUACAAAUAAUUGUUAAGUUACCACAUUCUACCCAAUGGCACAAAGUAAAAUAUAAUAAAAAUACAUAUUAUGCAUUAUAAUAA
This is a messenger RNA of Aphis gossypii (cotton aphid), 1117 nucleotides long. Its product is annotated as vesicle transport protein GOT1B. The record is from RefSeq and is a predicted model, not a curated record. Gene Ontology annotation, biological process: endoplasmic reticulum to Golgi vesicle-mediated transport; retrograde transport, endosome to Golgi. The coding region runs from base 352 to 783 and encodes 143 amino acids. The transcript has 6 exons. Gene Ontology annotation, cellular component: membrane; endoplasmic reticulum. NCBI's taxonomy places the organism in Eukaryota, Metazoa, Arthropoda, Insecta, Hemiptera, Aphididae.